Messenger RNA from Conger conger (European conger), 1432 nucleotides. RefSeq names its product secretagogin-like. Gene Ontology annotation, molecular function: calcium ion binding. The coding region runs from base 75 to 893 and encodes 272 amino acids. Gene Ontology annotation, biological process: regulation of presynaptic cytosolic calcium ion concentration; regulation of long-term synaptic potentiation. The record is from RefSeq and is a predicted model, not a curated record. NCBI's taxonomy places the organism in Eukaryota, Metazoa, Chordata, Actinopteri, Anguilliformes, Congridae. The transcript is spliced from 11 exons. Gene Ontology annotation, cellular component: nucleus; terminal bouton; synapse.
ACGGAGGUAACAGGUGCCUAAGUAAACUUUAUAUCAACUCUUGAGCUGGCUCACUAGAACUAUAAUUAAGUACCAUGGACAGCACAUUCGCCAACCUGGACGCAGCUUGCUUUUUACAGAUAUGGCAGCACUUUGAUAUUGAUGAUAAUGGUUAUAUUGAGAAGAAAGAACUUGAUGACUUUUGUCGACACCUGGCGAAGAAAACGAGUGCAGGCAACAAGAUAACCGAGGAGAAGGUCCAGCAGUUGAAAAAGAGGUUCAUGUCAACCUAUGACAGCACAUCAGAUGGACGUCUGUAUAUCCAGGAGCUGGCAAAGACUAUGCUUCCUGAGGAUGAGAACUUCCUGUUGCUGUUCCGUAGGGAGACACCACUGGACAACAGCGUAGAGUUCAUGAGGAUCUGGAGAAACUAUGAUGCUGACAGCAGUGGAUACAUAUCAGCAGUGGAGUUGAAGGGCUUCCUUCAAGACCUCUUCCUACAACACAAGAAGGUCGUUUUGCCAAACAAACUGGAGGAAUACACAGAUGCCCUGAUGAAAAUGUUCGAUAAAAAUAAAGAUGGCCGGCUGGAUUUGAACGACUUAGCCAGGAUUCUUGCACUCAAAGAAAACUUUCUGCUUAAGUUUGAAAUGCAUGCCUGCAGCCAGGAGGACAGGAAGCGGGACUUUGAGAAGAUAUUUGCCCAUUAUGACGUUAGUAAGACAGGAGCUUUAGAAGGGCCAGAGGUGGAUGGUUUUGUUAAAGAUAUGAUGGAGCUAGUGAAGCCCAGCAUCAGUGGCACUGACCUGGACAAAUUUCGUCACGUCCUGCUGGGUCACUGUGACGUCAACGGAGACGGAAAGAUCCAGAAGAACGAACUUGCGCUGUGCCUGGGUCUGAAGCUCAACUCGUAACCCCUCCCCUGAGAGGGCAGAGAAACCCCCGUGCCUCUGCUCAUAUGGCCAACGUGAGGCGGUCUAUAGGCAUGACACAAUGCAGUAGCUUUUAGAAGAGGAGUUCAACUCUCAGCUAAGGAUGGUGUUGGGACUGGUGUGGGGGAGGGAAAGGACUAAUCCGUUUUUUUUUAUUUAUUAUCAUACAUGCUCUAGAUUUACAUUGUUGGUGUUAUUUGUGGCGUUAUUUAUAUUUUAGCUGCGUAGAGGAGUGCGUCAUAGUUGAAAAUGCACUGCAUUGUAGAGGAAAUGACAAGUCCUCUCAAAAGAGUGAUGGCUGCUCAGGAUUCAUAGAAAAGUUUUGUUAUCACCCAUGUGAAAGCAAAAGGAAGGUCUAAGCGUCUUGGUGAUUUGUGUUGUUGUAGUUUUGCUUAAUUACACUUGUUAGUUGUGGUCAGGAAACUAUCAAUGGACGUGGUCUGUUAUUGUUUCCAAUGUGUUUGCAAAUUGUAUGUAAUUAUGUAAAAUAAGGGAAUUAAAUACAUUGUGAUGCAAAAUGA